Messenger RNA from Branchiostoma floridae (Florida lancelet), 948 nucleotides. Its product is annotated as sortilin-related receptor-like. The transcript is spliced from 5 exons. Gene Ontology annotation, molecular function: protein binding. Gene Ontology annotation, cellular component: plasma membrane. Lineage: Eukaryota; Metazoa; Chordata; Leptocardii; Amphioxiformes; Branchiostomatidae. The record is from RefSeq and is a predicted model, not a curated record. Bases 4 to 909 code for a protein of 301 amino acids.
UUCAUGUCGUGUUGGGAUGGCGCCAGUUUUGGAGGAGGGACUGGGGUGUUCCACGAAGUCCAAGCUUGUGACGGUGUAGAAGACUGCUCUACAGGAAAGGACGAGGAAAAUUGUGACGAUUGUGCGAUGGAAUGUCCGACGGGUUUAGGUGACCCCUGCAUCCGAACCAGCUGGAUAUGUGAUGAAAUAGAGGACUGUAAAGAUGGGAAGGACGAACAAGGGUGUGUGCAAGGUGUUCCUAAGCACUGCUUUUUCACCUGCCGUAACAACGUCACCUGUCUGCCGUCACGUCAGCUGGGGGACGGGCAUCAGGACUGUCCGUACGGGGAGGACGAAAGGUCCAGUGACGUUGAAGAUGCUAUUGGGCGAAGAUGGGGCUCAUGUAGCUUCAACUGUUUGUCUGUCUACGGCAACGCGUCGUGCGUUCCUGACGCGUUCAGCUGCGACAGUGACGCGGACUGUUUGGGGGAGGAUGACGAACAGGAUUGUGAAGUCGCCGCACCUGUUGAAGACCUUGAAGGGAGAAAAGGUUGCCUGACGUUUCUCUGCGACCCGCCAGGUGACGCCCUGGAGCCAUUAUGUGUACCGCAUCACUGGAUCUGUGACGGGUACCCGAACUGUGUGUCAGAGGAGGACGAGCAGGGGUGUGGCCACGCGGAUGGCGUGUCUACUCAGACCAGCACACCUAGCGGCGGUCAGCUGCAAACUGCUGCUGAUGGUCACGAAGUGACCUGGAAGCCCUCAGGUGGUCAAGAACCACAGGACGAAUCAACCACAGAGCUGUCAAAUGAUCAAGGACCAUCCAUAAAAGGACAAAGAGUUGGAGGGUCCCAGGCGAGCCAUAGGCUCCAGAGCCUGCAGGUGGCCAUAGUUUGGAUGAUUGUCGCUGCUGGUCACCUCGUUUUCUAAUCAGUAUAAGGUCUAGGCUACUGGGAGCAAAGGAUUUUU